Molecule: messenger RNA, 354 nt
Organism: Aspergillus nidulans FGSC A4
Lineage: Eukaryota; Fungi; Ascomycota; Eurotiomycetes; Eurotiales; Aspergillaceae
Exons: 2
Coding region: 1-354 (117 amino acids)
Source: RefSeq, a predicted model, not a curated record
AUGAGCGCUACGGCCUACAUCUGGCGUUCCCGCAUCGCGGGCUACCCCAUCCUUGAAGGAAAUAUGAACGAACAGCGAGAAUUUGCAAAGAAACAGCAGGGAGUUCGGAAGAAGGAAAGGCAACUGGUCAUCACUGGUGAUGUCGCCUACCCCGUGACGUCGGCGUACCGGUACAUUGCACCAACCUUGAAUAUCACCUUCGCUAUGGCCGGUCGGUUUGACCAGCACAGCUCCAGACGGAGUCCGAUUCCGAAGCGUGGCGGCGAGGUCAAGACGAACCCUAACCUCGGCGCUUAUUGUGAUAUUGUCCCGCAGCAACGAUUGUUGAGAAAUGGAGCUAGCGAGGUAAACUGA